Molecule: messenger RNA, 7194 nt
Organism: Myripristis murdjan (pinecone soldierfish)
Lineage: Eukaryota; Metazoa; Chordata; Actinopteri; Holocentriformes; Holocentridae
Gene: dennd4a
Product: DENN/MADD domain containing 4A
Exons: 31
Coding region: 238-5430 (1730 amino acids)
Biological process (GO): regulation of Rab protein signal transduction
Cellular component (GO): cytoplasmic vesicle
Molecular function (GO): protein binding
Source: RefSeq, a predicted model, not a curated record
UCUCGGGCCAAGUGUGUACUGCAAGCUCGGAUGCGCCUAAUCGACUGAACGUUAUUAUUAUUGUUGUUAUUCUCAUACGAAAAAUAAAUAAAUACAUAAAGGGAAAUAAACGGACCUCAGAGUAAGCGAUCGUCAUCUCUUUUCAAAGGGGAGAUCUGGUUGUAUUUCGCGGUAUAUAUUGAACUGAUCAUCCUACAGUCGUCGUGAUACUGAGAUCCCACAGAGUGGGAAUGGGAAAUGAUGGAGGAUAAAGGGCCCCGUGUAGCCGACUACUUUGUGGUCGCCGGCCUAACUGAUUCGUCUAAGCCUCUGGAAGAAGAGCUCCACCUUGAUGAUGUCGGUCCUAGGUCUGCUAAGCCCAAAGCCCCCAUCACCGAUGUUGCCGUGGUGAUCCGCUCCUUGGGUGAGGAGGUUCCCCCGGGGUUCACCUGUGUGGACAGCACCCCCUCAGGCCUCUCUGCAGAGCUAAAUGGAGCCAGCCUUCGAGGCCCCCAGAUCUUCCUGUGCUACAAGCGAGGCAGAGAUAAGCCUCCACUGACAGAUCUUGGGGUUCUGUAUGAGUGGAAAGAGAAACUGAAGCCUGGAUGUCACUUAGUCCAGACCACACCCUCAGGUCGCCCUGCCAACAUUAGUAGCUCAUCCUCCCAACGCAUCUACAUCACCUACCGCCGUGCCCCGCAGAGCCAGCCCCACACCUCACUGGCUGUCACUGAUGUCUGCAUCAUCAUCCCAGGCAAAGGGGAGACGCCCCCCCAUACCUUCUGCAAGGUGGACAAGAACCUCAAUAGCAGCAUGUGGGGAUCCUCAGUUUACCUGUGUUACAAGAAGUCUCUGGCUAAAACUAACACCAUCGCAUACAAAGCAGGUCUGCUGUGCAGGUACCCUGAGGAGGACUACGAGUCCUUCCCACUGCCUGAGUCGGUGCCUAUGUUCUGCCUUCCCAUGGGAGCAACCAUCGAGUGCUGGCCGGCACACACCAAACACUCUCUGCCUGUCUUUUCCACUUUUGUGUUGACGGGGGCCUCUGGAGAAAAGGUGUAUGGUGCAGCCAUCCAGUUCUACGAGCCCUACCCAGAGGAGAGCCUGACCGAGCGGCAGUGCUCUCAGCUGGGCUUCCACAGCUCUAAUCUGGGGCCUGAUGGGACCCGGAGCAUUCACAGCAACAAGAGCAUCUGCCUGCUCUCCCACUGGCCCUUCUUCCAGUCCUUCAGGAGCUUUCUUACUUUCCUCUACCGAUACUCCAUCUCUGGGCCGCAUGCACUGCCUAUUGAAAAGCACAUCUCUCACUUCAUGCAGACUGUCCCGUUCCCCUCCAUACAGAGACCUCGCAUCUUAGUGCAGCUCUCACCGCAUGACAGCCUGAUUCUGAGCCAGCCUGUCUCCUCUCCACUGCCUCUCAGUGGUGGAAGCCUGUCCACACUGCUGUUGAAUCUAGGCCCUAAGAACGCAGCCACUCUGUUGGUGCUGGCCGUCACUGAGCACAAGAUCUUGGUUCACUCCCUCCGUCCAGCGGUGCUGACGAGUGUGACAGAGGCCCUUGUGUCUAUGAUUUUCCCUUUCCACUGGCCGUGCCCCUACAUCCCUCUGUGCCCACUGGCCCUGGCCGAUGUGCUCAGUGCACCAUGUCCAUUCAUUGUGGGUGUGGACUCCCGAUACUUUGACCUGUACGUGCCCCCGGCUGACAUCAGCUGUGUGGACCUGGACACCAACACCAUCUCCCAUAAGGACGACAAGAAGGCUUUAACAUGGAAGAUCUUGCCCAGGAGAGCCUGCAAGCAUCUUCUGAAUAGUUUGAACAAGCUCUACCAGCAGCUCAUCGAGGGUGGUCAGCUGAACCACGAGGACGUGCACAUGGAGCACACAGUGACUGACAGUGAGCUCAGUGGUGGGAAGAGCUUGCAAACCCUGGAGCUGGAGAUCCAGGAGGCCUUCCUGCGCUUCAUGGCAGCCAUCCUGCGGGGCUACCGCUCCUACCUGCUGCCCAUCACCCAGGCCCCCUCCGAAAAGACCACCGACGCCAGCUCCCUUUUCGACAUCCAAGGGUUCCUGAAAAGUCGAGACCGUUCCCAUCAGAGGUUCUACUCCCUGAUGACGAAGACUCAAAUGUUCAUCCGUUUCAUCGAGGAGUGCUCCUUUGUCAGCGAUAAAGAUGCCAGCCUGGCUUUCUUUGAUGAGUGUGUUGAUAAGCUAUUCACCACUGGAGGCAAGCAGAUGGACAGCGAACGGCCAGAGGACACCAGACUGAUUGAACUGGAUGAGUCGCACCGCAGUGAGCACACGGUCUACAUUAACCCCCCGGAGCUGCCCCCGUUACCACAGGGAGAGGAGUAUCCUCUGUGUCAUAGCUACUCUGGUUUCCCUGUGCUGAAUGCUAAGCUUCUGGAGCCCCUGGAAGGACCAAAUCCUCCAUCAGCUGGCAUGGCACCGCGCCACAGCAGCCCCGCCAGCCCUACGGCCAUCUUCAGACGCUCCAAACAGGAGAUCAAAUCAGCUCAGAAGAUGGCCAAGACCUACUCAUCUAUGCCCCAGAUGUGGUCCAAAUGCCUGCUGCGCCACUGCUAUGGCCUGUGGUUCAUCUGUCUGCCAGCUUACGUAAGCACCUGCCACUCCAAGGUGCGGGCUCUGCGCACAGCUUAUGAUGUGCUGAGGAAGAUGCAAGAAAAGAAGCUACAGGCUCCUGAUGAGGUGUGUUACCGUGUAUUGCUGCAGCUGUGUGGCCAGUAUGGCCAGCCAGUCCUGGCCGUCAGGGUGCUGUUUGAAAUGAAGAAGGCCGGUGUUCAACCCAAUGCCAUCACCUAUGGUUACUACAACAAGGCGGUGUUGGAGAGCACCUGGCCCUCCACCACCAGAGGAGGCUACUUUUUGUGGGGCAAGCUGAGGAACGUCAUUCUGGGUGUGGUGCAGUUCAAGCAAGUGGGGAGGAAGCAGCAGCCCCCACUCAGAGAUCCUCACCUGUCAGAUGGCAGUGAUCUUGACACGGUCAGUCAUGGCAGUCUCGACAGCGCCAACGACUCUGCUGAGCGCGCCUCCUUCGACACUGACUUCACUAAAAUGGAUUCCAGUGAUGAUGGAUGUAGCACAGGUGGCCAGUCAGACCAAGGAUAUGAUUCACUGUCCAAAGAGGAAGAGAGGAUGGGCAGCAGAGAGAGCGACAACACGCCACUGGCAGACGACAAGGGACAGAGGCAAUUCAUACCUGAGAUUGAGGAUUCAGUUUCUAUCAGCAUCACCUCUCCUUCCAUUAGAAACUUCAAAUCAACUGACGCCAGUGCAGGUAAUGGUAGCAGGCUGCAUUCCAGUCCAUUUAGUGACACCACAGUCCCAUGUGGGGUUCUGCCAAAGACUGAGAGGCCAAAGUCUCUGGACUUGUCUGGUGGACAGGGAAUGUCUCGGCUUGGUGCCCUCAGCCUCAGCUCUGCUAAACAGAACCACUUAGCUGCAGACAGGCUGCAUGGGGUAGAGGAAGAGGAGAUGGGGACUGAAGAGAGUAAACAAAAACCCCUGGUGGAGAGGAGUGUCAGCUGCAGCGCUGGGACUGUGAGGAGGACCGGAAUCGAGACAGGGUUUGACCCCCUGUCCCUUAUGGCGACAGAGGUGGAGCAGGGGUGUGAGGAGGACAACAGUAGCACGCCGACCACACGCCGUGACCUCGCUGAGGAGAUUGAGAUGUACAUGAACAAUGUCAACAGCCCUUUGAGCAGCCGCACACCCAGUAUGGAUCUGCAGAAUCCCUCAAGCCCACAGCCCCACUCUGCCUCCUCCCCUCUUACCUCACCCCGACCCCCCACCCUGCUCCGCUCCAAUACUCACCUCCCUUUUCCCGUCAAAUCCAAGGAGCGGCUGAAACCAUCCCCCUCUCUGCCCCUGGGUGUCUGUCACAAAGAUAAGGAGAGGCCUCCCUCCCUGGUCUCUCCCUCAUCACCCACCCCCUCCACCUCAUCAUUCUCCAUGGACUCACUUUUCACCCCGACUCUGGACAUUUUCAAAAGCAGUGUCAUAUCAGCAGGGAAGGGCGUGGCUGAGAAGGCCAGCCGCCUGUACUCUCGUCUGUCUUCCCAGACCUCACUGACACAGGAUGCAAACUGCGACCAGAUUAGUGUGUCCUCACUUACCUCAGGAGAAGCAGACGGCUCUUCGCUAUUGGAUAAUGACUCCUAUCUGGACCCAGAUGGCUUUACCUCGCCCCAGCACGGCAGCGUGUCCCGACUCAGGAGGAGCCCUGUGGGGGGCCAUGCCAACCUGGGCAGCCCCAGUACCCCCAACAGAGUGUUCAGACACAACUCCUUCUCUGGUGGUUUGGCGCUUCUCUCCAGAGCUCCUCACACUCCAGAUUCCUCCCCCGACACCGGCCGCUUCCACUUCACUCACAACUACACCACAGAAGUGCAGAUGUCCAGCUGCUCGCUCUGUAAGACCUGUGACUGUUUGGUGUACGACGAGGAGAUCAUGGCCGGCUGGACAGCGAAUGACUCCAACCUCAACAGCACCUGUCCCUUCUGUGGCACACCUUUUCUGCCCUUCCUUAAUGUCGAAAUCAAAGACCUGAGACUACUCAGCAGGUCUUGUAAAGAAAGUAAUCCUGUUACAGAGGAGGACACGUCUGGAUCACUCAGUCCCGAGGCCAAUGUGUCUGCGGCACUCUGUGAAACUCAAUCAUCCACAGCUCAGCCACAAGAGCAGGAGAGCGGCGGGAGUGCUGGCCCAGAUGUGUUUCCAGUGCCAGCAUCAGCCCCGGUGACGGUGCCCUACCUGAGCCCCCUGGUCCUGUGGAAGGAGCUGGAGAGUCUGCUGGUGAAUGAGGGAGACCAGGCCAUCUCCUCCCCGAGCGUCGUCGACCAGCACCCCAUUGUCUUCUGGAACCUCGUGUGGUACUUUCGCAGGCUGGAGCUGCCUAGCAACCUGCCAGCUCUUAUCCUGGCCUCCCAGCACUGUAGCCAUGGAGACCAGACUCCUCUGAGUGUUUCGUCUGAGGACAGCAAACAUGUGUUUGUGAGGAUCAUGUGGGACAACCUGAAGCUGCACCAAGACCAAGUUCAACCCUGCUACGUCCUGUGGAACACACACUGUGCUAACUCCCUCAUACGCUCUGGGCUGUGCGAAGAGGGCCAGCUCUUCACCGUGGAGCUUCUCCAGGGUUUUGUUAGGAGCAUUAAGAAGAGUGAUGUCUAUCAGUCCAUGAGCCAGAUCAUUCAACUCCUGGGGCCUGAGCUGGGUUUUAGGAGACAGAGGAGCCUGUACCGAGAUAUACUGUUCCUUGCUCUGGUGGCUUUGGGCAAGAGCAACAUUAAUAUCGAUGCAUUUGACCGGGAGUACAAGAUGGCGUAUGAUCGCCUCACACCCAACCAGGUUAAGCUGACACACAACUGUGACCGGCCCCCUGGCGCGGGGGUCAUGGAGUGCAGGAGGACAUUUGGGGAGCCCAGUCUGUGAGCUCUCCUUCAUGUGGCCCAUCACUCUCUUUUAACCACCACCACCACCACCACUGCUGCUGCUGCUUUUUAUUUGGACUGCUCUUCAGACUCAGGAAAAGAUCACCUGACUGAUCAGGCCCAAGCGAGAUGGAGCCAGCCCGUAAGCACAAUGACAAAAUGACACUGCAGGAAUUUUCUCCAGGGACCAGGAACCGUUUGAGGUUUUGAGGAACUCACUUGCAUUUCCACUGCAGGGACCAGGGUCCAAAUUACGUUCCGGGGACAUUAUUUUACCCCCCAAAAUGUCCCGGCUCGGGGGGUUAGUACUUUACUGUAAAGCAGCUGUCAUGAGUUGCUGUUGCACUGUUACAACUGAGAGGUGUGGUGCGACUGGCCUUGUGUUUGUAAGUACUUAGAGAAUCCUCUGUAUUUUAAGUAUCACUAUCGUAAAUGUUUGUACAGCUAUAGUCUAUUUUAUGACUUUGUUUCUGUUGAAGCUGUGAGUACAUAAUGUAAAAAGCAAAUGUGUGGUCAUGUCGUCUGAAUUCCUCAGUGGUCCUGGCGACCGUGCGAGGAAUGUUGUCGAGUGUGUAUGGUAAUAAUUACUUUGAGACAUUGUUUUUACAAAGCACUUUUAACAAGAUGAGCUCUCGCCGUUUGUUCUCACUUAGAUUACAGUGCGGCUCACAAGGCUAUGAUCAAGUGUGCAGUUUUGUUGGCAGCUACAGCACUUACUGUACUGUCUAAUAUUACUGGUGCAUGCAGCAGCUGAAAGAAAUUCCUUCUCAUCUGUGCCCUGUAAAGCUGACAGGGCCUGAAUACACUAAAUUAGAGCUUAAAAACAUGAACUUGUUUCUUAAUCAAGAGUAGAGUACUCAAUUAAUCUGUGUGCACAACCUUUAUUAAUUUAUCCUUUUUUUGUACAUGUCCUUGAUGAACCAAAAUAACUUACCCAUAAGGGAAUAAUACUGUUAUGAUUUAUUUACAGCUUUAAAGCAAUACCUUUUAUAAAAUGCUUAUUCUGCUGGAUAAUUGAUAUGAUGUAAGGGACCACCAAGGAUAGAUUUCCUCAAAAAUAGUACAAUCAUACCAAUGGUAGACAAAUAAAAAAUGAAAAUAAAUGUUUCUAUUGGUUUAAUCGACACAAUAUUUUCAUAAAGAAAUCAAUUUAUUUACACUAUAAUGGACCUAAAAAUUGUACAGAGUAUUUGAUUCUGGUAUUUUGUAUAUUUCCCUUAUGGCCUUCAUUGUACAGUGUAGAUUUCAGCAAAUUCACAAACCCAUUUUCAAAACACUGCACUGUUUGGUCUUGCAUAUUGCAAAGGACAUUUUAACCACAGCGCAUAUUAUUAAACCGACUGCUCAAAUAAUAUUCCCUGAACAGAUACCAGUUCUAGACAGGAUUUUUUUGCACUAAGCAUAAGAAAGGAUACUCAAACUGUUUUGUCAAAGAUGUUAAGGUUGAACAACAAACAUGUCUCCUAAAAUGUACGGGAUUAAAUCUGAUGGUUCACAACGUUAAUAUUGUGUUCUUAAUAUCGUUAACUGACAAAAAUCUGGCUGUUUUCAAGCCUGUUUGUGGCUCGAUGCACCUCACACUGCUCAUUCCCAGAUUUCCACUACAACAACUCAUGAUAUAUAACAGGCUGAUCUUUUUUUCUUUCUUUCUUUUUUUUUUUUGAAAGGCUGUGUGCUUGGAAUAAACACUUUGACUCAUGGUAUGUAAAUCUGCAUUGUAAACCUAUGUGAACACCACCUUGUAACCAAUGACUACAAAAAAAAA